UUCUGAUUCACCAAUCUCACCCCGACCUGCAGACGUGGAUGAAUCUCAGACCUUGAUCUAGAGAGGCCUCAGACAAUCUUUGUUGUGUGGCGUUGUAGGCUAUCAUUCUCCAACGAAGCUAUCUUCUUCCCAAGAUCACCUGCACUUCUCUUAUAAAUAAACCCCCAAUUAAACCCGCGGGAUCUCUCUCUCUCUCUCUCUCUCUCUCUCGAGUUUUUGGGUUGAGAGGUGCCAUUUAAAGGGCGAAGAUCUAGCAGCAGUUCAUUUCAUGUCAGAUAGCUGCAACUCUCGCCACUUCUCAUGGCUCGUGAAAUCUUGCUUCCCCACCAACCAACAGCAUGAUCCCCACCAGCCCCAACCCCUUCCCCACCACUCCACCGCCACCGCCACCGCCGACCGCCACCGCCGCUCAACUCCCAUCUCCUCCCUCCCCGACGACAUUCUCCUUGAAUGCCUCUCUCGAGUGCCCCCUUCCUCCCUCCCCUCCGUCUCCCUCGUCUGCCGCCGCUGGUCCCGUCUCCUCCACUCUCCUUCCUUCACCCUCCUCCGCCGCCGCCUUGGCCUCCUCCGCCUCACUCUCUUCGCCGUCGCUGUAUCCGAUUACGGCCUCUUAACCGCUUCCCACUGCUUCGAAGAUGAGUCCUGGCAAUUAACUUUCUUCCCUACCCCCGACGAGGCCGUUUUGACUCACGCGCGCGCGGUCGCCAUCGGUCGGAGGAUUUACAUCCUUGGUCGGAAUGUGAUGAUCCGAUACGACGCCUGGACAGGUACAAUGUCUGAGAAAUCGCCGACGGUAUUCCCGAGGAAGAAGUUCGCCGCCGCAGUGAUCGCUGGAAAAAUCUACGUCGCCGGCGGCGCUGCUCGGACGGCGGCUGUGGAGGAGUACGAUCCAGACACCGACGAGUGGCGUGUGGUUGCAGACGCGCCUAGGAGGAGGUACGGGUGCAUUGGCGCGGCUGUCGACGGGGUGUUCUACGUCAUCGGGGGAUUGAAAAUAGGCGCGUCAGGGAACGAGCCGCCACGCGCCGCCGGGGUAGAGGCGCACGUCUACGCGAGCUCGAUGGACUUGUACGACGUGGAGGCGGGCGGGUGGCUGAGGAGCCGGGCGGUGCCUGGCGGCGGGUGCGUUGUGGCGGCGUGCGCCGCCGGCGGCCACAUUUUCGUGCUGGCGAGCCACGCGGUGGAGCUCUCCUUUUGGAGGUUCGACGGACGGAGAAAGGGAGGCGGCAGCGGCGGUGGAGGGGGUUUCGGGGAGUGGUGCAGGAUAAGAAGUCCGCCGCUGCCGGCUCAGGUUAGAGUGGACGGCAGUGUAAGGUUCGGGUGUGUGGGGGUGGGGGAGAAAGUGGUGCUGGUGCAGGUGACGGGGUCGAUCGACGAUUUGCUUCGGAGGAGCGGGAGAAGCGUUAGAGGAAUGAAGGGAGGACUGGUUCUGGUGUACGAUUGUAUCGCCGGAGAGUGGAGUCGAGGGGCGGAUCUGCCGGAGGUGUUGCGACGCGCCGCCUGCGUCUGCGUCGAGUGCUAAAUGGAUUCGCUUCGCUAACCUCUGGCCACUUGAGUUCGAAAUCGGACAAACCUCGGGCGGGGGGUGCAAGAACAUGCUCUGCACGCGGAUGUUAGAAAAAUGCAAGGCACGUUGCUAACAUGCGCGGGUGGAGGUGGAGAUAUAAAAAACAAAAAAAAUGAGAACAGCGUGGAGGCUUCACGUGGUGUUUGUUUGAAUCAGAAAUCAGAAUACAAAAUACGGCCGCAGCCCGCAGGGGAAUGGCGAUUUUGACCCAACAGAGUUUUUAUUUUUUAUUUUUAUUAAAUUCAUACAUUAAUUUUUAUUUUUAUUUUUGUUAUUUAUAAUAUUAUUGUGAGGUCAAAAUAGCAACAUUUGGGUUUUGUUUAUGUGAUUGGAGAUUUAAUUUAGAAGCAAAUUGCUUAUUUAAUCUGUCUGUAUUAAUUAUAUAAGAAUAAAAAUUUGUUCGUAAAGAAGAGAUUUCAA
Messenger RNA from Malania oleifera, 1987 nucleotides. RefSeq names its product F-box/kelch-repeat protein At5g26960. The transcript has a single exon. Bases 269 to 1522 code for a protein of 417 amino acids. Gene Ontology annotation, molecular function: protein binding. Lineage: Eukaryota; Viridiplantae; Streptophyta; Magnoliopsida; Santalales; Ximeniaceae. The record is from RefSeq and is a predicted model, not a curated record.